Molecule: messenger RNA, 3785 nt
Organism: Sphaeramia orbicularis (orbiculate cardinalfish)
Lineage: Eukaryota; Metazoa; Chordata; Actinopteri; Kurtiformes; Apogonidae
Gene: stxbp4
Product: syntaxin binding protein 4
Exons: 22
Coding region: 191-2521 (776 amino acids)
Biological process (GO): insulin receptor signaling pathway; regulation of insulin secretion involved in cellular response to glucose stimulus
Cellular component (GO): cytoplasmic vesicle
Molecular function (GO): syntaxin binding
Source: RefSeq, a predicted model, not a curated record
CUCUGUGUCGGUGGAUUUCAUCCUCUCCCUCUGGCUCCGUUCAGACCUCCUCCUCCUCCUCCUCUUCUCCGCCGCCGCCGGCUCCUCCUCCGGCUCCUCCUCCUGCUCCUCGUCGUCAUGGCGUCCUGAAGCCCGUGUCCCAGUGUGGUCUGGAGGUCUGGGGGUGUGGAGGUCAGAGGUUUUCCCUGAGAUGCCGUUGCUGCGUCCAGACGUGGAGCGGGUCGAAGGGCUGUCCCUCCUCUACUGGACCAUCAUGGGCCCGCACGGCAUCAACCGAGCCGUCCAGAGGCUGGAGUUCAGCGACUGCAAAAAGGGACUCGGUGUGAAGGUAAUCGGAGGUUACCGAGAGCUGACGGGCGAAGAGUUCGGCAUCUACAUCAAACGGGUGGUGGUCGGUGGGUUGGCGGCUCUGGAUGGGCGGCUUAAGUCAGGUGACCUGAUUCUGGAUGUCAAUAAUAUCAGUUUGGUGGGCGUCACCAAUGAAAGGGCGGUGGAGAUCUUAAGGACCGCCUCCCUGUCCAAUCACAUGUCACUGCUCAUCGCCAGAGAUGAUGAGUCCAGGAGGGAAUUCGCUGAACUGAUGGAGAAAUACAGCAGCAACAACGUCUCUGCAUCAGGACGAAUCUCACCCACUCAGAUCUGCACAGGAAAGCUGACGGACACGGCGUCCUCUUCAUCCUCCUCCAGAUCAGAGAGUCCUCAGCUCCUCAGUCCUAAAGAAGGGGUGACGGCCUACACCCAGGCCCCCCCGUACGCUGCCAACAACCCCUACACUGUGCACACGCCCCCCCACGCCUUCAGUGACAGUGUGAUUCAGUUGAUCUGCGUUGCCAAGGGAACAGGCCUGGGGCUCGUCAUAAAGGGCGGAGCCAACCGAGCCGAAGGACCAAUGGUGUUCAUUCAGGAAAUAGUGCCUGGAGGCGACUGUCAGAAGGAUGGGAGGCUGCAGGUCGGAGAUCAGCUCGUCUCCAUCAACAAAGAAUCUCUGAUCGGAGUCACGUAUGAGGAGGCCAGAAAUAUCCUGUCACGAACUAAACUCAGACCAGACCCUACGGUAGAAAUUGCCUUCAUCAGACGGAGGUCUUCCUCCAGCUCCAGCAGUGGACCCCACAGCCCCAUCGGGGGGUCCGGGGUCUCUGGAGGGUCAGGGGGGUCUGGUGGAGGGGCGGGGCCUCAGACGAGGUCCCCGGCCCCAGGCGCUCUGCCUCCACAACCAGCCGUCGUCACCAAGAUCACCUCAUGCCGAAACCCUGCAAGUGAGACGCUGCCAUCGGUCAACAUCAGCCAGGUUCGAGUGUCGCCGGGAAGAACAGAGGCAACGGAAAUCACCUCCACGGCCGAGAGCAACAGCAUUGCUGACACAAAUCCCAAGUCCUGCGGUCAGACUCUACAGAGGAAAUGUUCCCUCAGCAGCAGUUGUCGCCUCAAACUGGAUCGACUGGAGCAGGCUCUGGAUCUGAUCGGUCUAAAGCCCACAGAGACCCAACGGCAGAGCCUCAGAUCCAGACUACGAGCUGAUCCGGAUGGAACGGUGGCCUUCACAGACGUGGAGACGGUGAUCAGAGAGCUGUUCAGGCCUCAGCUGGAGGAGUUAUCGGCCGCUCAGCCCGGAUCCAGGUUCACGUCUGAAGACCUGACCGGUCUGCUGGAGUCCCCCACCAACCCAAGGCCGUCACUGUCGGACUCGGAGGAUUUGGAGGAGAUGGAGCGGCUGAGGAAAGAACACAUCGAGGCUCUGAGGGAAAUUAAGAGGCUGCAGGAGCAGCUGGUGGAGUCCCAGAGAGUCCAGCAGCAGAUGGAGGAGGACCUGAACCGGGUCCGACAGGAGGUGAAGCUCGGAGCCGAGGAGAGCCGGGCCCUCAGGACCCGGAUCCAGCUGGCCGAGGUGGCCCAGAAACAGGCCAGAGGGAUGGAGAUGGACUACGAGGAGGUCAUCCACCUGCUGGAGGCUGAGAUCGCAGAGCUGAAGACGCAGAGGGUGGAGCCCACGACGACCGCAAAGGAGGAGCUGGAGGAACUGAAGAAGAAGGUCGCCGUCCUCGAGUGUCAGCUGCGAAAAAGUGAAACCGCCAAAAAGAGUUUUGAGAUGUCGACAGGAAAACUGCUGAGUUUUGUGGAGAAUGUUCAGGACUUUCUGCUUGAAAGCCAAGGGCCGACCAAGAGUUUCAGCUCUGGAGACGUUAAAGUGGGCUCGUCGUCUCAAAGCCCCGCCCCCCGCUACAAGAAGAGUCCGUGGACGGCGGCGGCACUCGCCCAGGAGGCCAAGGAACUGAGCCGGACCGUCAGAGCCAUCAUGGAGGUGGACUUUCUGCCGUACGGAUGGGAGGAGGCGUUCACCCACAACGGACUCAGAUACUACAUCAAUCACAUGACCCAGACCACGUCCUGGACCCCCCCAGUCCAGACCGGCGGGGCCGUCCCGGGUCCAAAUCCGCCUCCGCCGAGUCCUGAACGGAACGAAGACCGGAACGAGGAGUCGACGGAGCAGAGACCCAGUCCAUCUGUGGAGACGGAGAUGUGACGAACAACACUUUGAAACUGUAAUUAAAUAAAUGAACCACAGUUUAAAACAGGAACCAGUGAAUAUUAACGAACAAACCCUCAAACAUUCAGUUUAGAAUCAGAUACAACAAAGACUGAACUGAACUGAAUUAGUCAGAUUUUAUCGAAUGAAUUUCCAUAAAAUUGACAAAAAAACCCUCUAGAUUUCAGCCUAGACAAGAAUAAAUACAGAUUUAAGAGAUAAAUACAAAAAAAGAAAGAAAAUAUGAGUGUCCAGAUGGUUUCCUGCAUUAAUGUCUCUAAAAACAUGCAACAAAUUCAUUUUUAAACUGUUUGUUCUUGUAAUAAACAUGUGUUUGAGCUCAGGUUUUAAAUAUUACAGUGAAUGAACAUGGAAUCCAGUCUGGAGGAUUUGACCCUUAGAUGCAGAAGUGGGUCAAAAUGACCCGCUGUGGUGGUUUUAUUGUAAUAUCGUUGUGACCGUACCAACUUUAUUUAUAAUGCACUUUGGUUGUUUUGUUGUUAUUUGAUAUUCCAGGUAUUCCUCAAAAGCCUGUUAUUGACAUCCUGACAUUUCAACUUUUAACUGAGCUUUAAUAGAUUUGAUGAAAUAGUAGUUUUUGUUUUUCUACCUCAGACUUCCACAGUUGGAUCAGAAUGACCCACAUUCAUUUACAACAGGAUUCAGUCUGAACCAGGAAAAACUAAGCACUCACUGAAUGAAUAAUGAUGAUGUUCUAUUACUUUUAUAUAUUCUGUAUUCUAUACCAUAUGUACUCUGCUUUCAAAUUUAGAAAUUUUUUUUUUUUUAAAUAAAAAAAAAAAAAAAAUUGUUAAAAAUGUUUUUUUUUUUAAGAUGAAAAAAUUCAAACAUGAAGUCAUUCUUUUGGGGAUAAAAAUAUAAAACAUGAUUAUUUUUAAAAUAACUAAAGUGUCAUAAAAACCCUGAUUUUAAGGCGGGUCAUUUUGAACCACCGGCAUCGAAGGGUUAAUGGAGAAACAAGUAAAUCUGUGAUUCUGUUUGUUUUUGUGGGAAAUUCAACCAUAAAAUCUGAACUGUCUUUGUUCAAACUCCGUUUUUGUGUUUGGUUUGAAAAUGUUCUUUUUCUGAAUCGAUCUGAUGAGACUUUAAUGACUUUAUUCACAUGAGUUUAGGUUCAGACUGAAAUACGUGGCUUGAUUUUGUUGAAUUAGUUGAAUUUAUGUCAUAGAUCUGUUCGAUUUCAACUCAUUCCCUCUGAUAAACUGUUCUGACGAUCAGUAAAUAAAGAACUGAAGUGAAA